AUGCCUCGCCCCGGGGGGAGCGCCAGGGCGGCCGCGGGUUCCGCUUCCGGGCCGGCAUUUUGCCCGCGUCCCGGGCGGGAAAUGUCGGCGCCGCCGGGGCCGCCGCCCGGCCCGGGCCCGGCCAUGGAUGCAGAGGGAGCGGCGGCGGCGCGGCGGGACCCGCGGGUGCGGUGCUGCUCGCGGCCCAGGCUGCGGGCCGUGAUGGAGCUGUGCGCGCCCUUGGUGCGGGCCGUGAUGGAGGGACAGCCCGGCGGGGACGCCACCGAGGGAGACGCGGUCUGGAACUUCGAGACGGCGCUGCGGGAGAACGUGACCAUCAACGGGCAGCCCUGGGAGGAGGCCACGGAUGAGCCCAGCCCGCCGAGCGGUUCCGACGUUAAAAUUCUCGAAGAUCAGUUUGAUGAACUAAUAGUAGAGACAGCAACAAAGCGUAAACAGUGGCCUAAAAAGAUACUGGUGCAUGCUAUCCAAACCAUGAAAGCUGAGCAAGAGAUGUUGAAGCUCUACAAGCCCGUGGUAACACCAGAAGAGAUAAGAUCUCAGCCUUCUCAAGAUGCUCACAUCGCAGAUCUGAAGCAGGUGGCAGAAAUGGUGUCCAAACAGAUCAGUGCAGCAAUGAAGUCUCUUCCAGCACUCACAGAAAGAGCUGAAGGUCUUUCCCAAGUGUUAACUUGGCAACCAACCUUGGAACUCUGCAAGCUGCGGCAAGAAAUCUUUGCUGGUGGCAAGGCAAAGGAGGAAAAUAAUGUCCAAAAUUUUGUACCACCAGGAGAAGUCACACCAACAGACACUGACACCAGUAAAAAUCCUUAUAUUCUCCUAAAAAGAAGGAAAGCUGCUGAUUCACCAGAAAGAAAGCGCUACCCACUUCGACGGAGGAAGAUUACUCUCCGCUCAUGAAUUUCUCAUUUCGUAUUUUCAGUUUGGAAUCUCUUAUUCCGUUUGCUCUAUCGUUUCUCUUAAAACUCGUCUCCUCUCAGUGCUGUAUAUGGGAGCUUCCUUAAUUAAUCUCACUCCUUUGUGUUUUGUAUCCUUCAGUAUUUUUUUUACUGUCGUGCUGAUGGUAUAUGAAAACCUAUGCAUACCAGUAGCGUCCAAUAUUAAGCAAGUGUGUUUGCCUUUUAACUCUCAUUUUUUUGCUCUUGUGUUGCAGCACUUAGUCCUUGCGUUUCUCUGAGUUCAUGUGCAUGUUUUAUGUACGUGGGCAGCCUUUAGGAAACCACUGAAUGCUCAUUUACAUUCAGCAUGCUUCUGAAGAGGUUGGAGAAUGUUUAGUUCUCCUAAUGCACCUUCACACUGAGUCGUGUGGCUUUUAUUUUAAUAAAUGAAUUCACACUGGACCAUAUUGAAAAAACCAGAUCUGAUAGGAUAUUAGAGUUUUUAGAAAAUCCAUGCUCAAAUGUGACAUUGGUCCCUGCUAUUCUGCCUUUCCUCAAUAUAGGUUAUAUAGACUUAUUUAUAGUCAUGUUUGUUUAAACUUGGAUUUUUAGUAAUUGUAUGUAUUUACUUGCAGUGUGCUCUUCUAAAUAGGAAUUCGACCAUCAACAUCUUAGGAUCUGAUGUUUCAUUUCAUGUAAUCCAAUUAUACAGUCUGGGGGUUUCCUGGACAGUAUUUCUGUACAGGAUCUUGACUUGGGUCGUGUAUGCAUUUCUGAUGUUUGACUAAACUCUAAAGUACAGGGUACCAGUAAAUGGUAUUCAGUUCAGCUUGCUCACUUUUGUUUUCUUUACCCAUUAGUACCUAGAGGAUUGCACAGUAUUACUAGAUUGAGCAUUGUGCCUUAACUAUUUAUAACCUUUUCUGGUUUAUAGUUUCACGUGCUUGCAGUAAAUACUGAUGUCUGAUACGUAACAUUCCUUCCACGGUAAGUGGAGGGGGUUUUUAGGUGCUUUAAUUAUGACAUGUGUGGUAAGAGGAUAGGUCCAACUUAAUGUUUGAGAGACUGAAAAUUCUCAAUAGAACAUAACAGAUUUUAGCAUCAUUUAUUUUGUAAAGGAGAGCAUCUCAGCCAAGACUUUGUAUAUGUAAUCAUAUGUAAAUAUUUUUCCUGUCAUUCCUGUAAAUACAAAUUGUGUUUUUAUAUGAAGUAAAUAAAAUCAAUUGAGAAA
Messenger RNA from Myiozetetes cayanensis, 2109 nucleotides. It is a transcript of the gene NSL1, whose product is annotated as NSL1 component of MIS12 kinetochore complex. The transcript is spliced from 6 exons. Gene Ontology annotation, cellular component: MIS12/MIND type complex; kinetochore. Gene Ontology annotation, biological process: mitotic sister chromatid segregation. NCBI's taxonomy places the organism in Eukaryota, Metazoa, Chordata, Aves, Passeriformes, Tyrannidae. The record is from RefSeq and is a predicted model, not a curated record. The coding region runs from base 1 to 900 and encodes 299 amino acids.